Messenger RNA from Macrosteles quadrilineatus (aster leafhopper), 1745 nucleotides. Its product is annotated as titin-like. The transcript has 2 exons. Lineage: Eukaryota; Metazoa; Arthropoda; Insecta; Hemiptera; Cicadellidae. The record is from RefSeq and is a predicted model, not a curated record. The coding region runs from base 3 to 1709 and encodes 568 amino acids.
AGAUGAAGCGUCUUCUAGUCUUGUUGUUGGUGACUGCUGUCUUCGCCGAGGAGAAUAAGAUAGAAGAGAAGAAAGAGAACAAGAAGCAUGACAAGAGAGGAAUAGAAGACUUCGGUGGACACGAGUUCAGUGGUGGAGACUUUGGUGGACACGAUUUUGGAGAUCAUGGUUUUGGGGGACAUGACUUUGGGGGCCAUGACUUCGGGGGCCAUGACUUUAGUAAUCAUCACCACCACGAGGUGAAGACCAUCACGAUAGAGAAGGAGGUGAAGGUGCCGUACCCGGUCCACGUGGAGAAGAAGGUACCGUACCCUGUCAAGGUGCACGUCGAGAGGCCGGUCCCCUACCCUGUGGAGAAACCUUAUCCGGUGACUGUGGAGAAGGAUGUGCCUUACCCGGUCAAGGAGUACAUUCCUAAACCUUACCCUGUCGAGAAGAAGAUACCCUACCCUGUGAAGGUGCAUGUAGAGAGGCCAGUUCCCGUGCAUAUCCCCAAACCUUACCCCGUCUACGUAGAGAAGAAGGUGCCUUACCCUGUAGAGAAACACAUCCCUUACCCGGUAAAGGUGCAUGUCCACCGGCCUGUCCCCUAUCACGUUCCUGUUGUAAAACACGUGCCUUAUCCCGUCGAGAAGAAGGUUCCUUAUCCCGUCAAAGUGCCAGUUGAGAAGCCAGUCCCCUACCCUGUGGAGAAGCCUUACCCCGUCUACGUAGAGAAGAAAGUUCCCUACCCGGUGGAGAAGGAGGUGCCGUAUCCAGUCAAGGUUCCGGUUCACAUCCCGGUCCAUGUUCACGAUCACAAGCAUGAGGAACAUCAUUUUGGAGAACAUGAUUUUACAGGACAGGGACAUGGCCACAAAAGUUUUCACUUUGGAGGCUAUGAACUAACAUCAGCGGAGAUGAAGCGUCUUCUAGUCUUGUUGUUGGUGACUGCUAUCUUCGCCGAGGAGAAGAAGAUAGAAGAGAAGAAAGAAGAGAAGAAACAUGACAAGAGAGGAAUAGAAGACUUCAGUGGACAUGACUUCAGUGGUGGAGAAUUCGGUGGACACGAUUUUGGAGAUCACAAAUUUGGAGAUCAUGACUUCAGCAACCAUCACCAUCACGAGGUGAAGACCAUAACGAUAGAGAAGGAGGUGAAGGUGCCGUACCCAGUCCACGUGGAGAAGAAGGUACCGUACCCUGUCAAGGUGUACGUCGAGAGGCCGGUCCCAUACCAUGUGGAGAAACCUUACCCUGUGACUGUGGAGAAAAAAGUGCCUUACCCGGUCAAGGAGUACAUCCCUAAACUUUACCCUGUCGAGAAGAAGAUUCCUUACCCCGUGAAGGUGUCUGUAGUGAGACCGGUGCCCGUGCAUAUACCCAAGCCUUACCCCGUCUACGUAGAGAAGAAGGUGCCAUACCCUGUAGAGAAACACAUCCCUUACCCGGUCAAGGUGCAUGUCCCCCGGCCUGUCCCCUAUCACGUUCCUGUUAUCAAACACGUGCCUUACCCCGUUGAGAAGAAAGUUCCUUAUCCCGCCAAGGUGCCAGUUGAGAAGCUAGUCCCCUACCCUGUGGAGAAGCCUUACCCCGUCUACGUAGAGACGAAGGUUCCCUACCCGGUGGAGAAGGAGGUGCCGUAUCCAGUCAAGGUUCCGGUUCACAUCCCGGUCUAUGUCCACAAGCAUCAUGACCACGAGGAACAUCACUUCGGAGGACAUCACCACUAAGAAGAGAAGCACGGACACGAAAUUUUCCACUUUGGA